Molecule: messenger RNA, 8171 nt
Organism: Oryzias latipes (Japanese medaka)
Lineage: Eukaryota; Metazoa; Chordata; Actinopteri; Beloniformes; Adrianichthyidae
Gene: ttc28
Product: tetratricopeptide repeat domain 28
Molecular function (GO): protein binding
Source: RefSeq, a predicted model, not a curated record
CCACGUACACAAAAAAGGGGGAAUAUCGCCAGUUUUUAAGAUAAACACCUGACUUUUCUUAAUAAAACUUUAAUUGAAGUCUUUUGUACAAUCAUUUUUAAAAUUGUCUUCAUUUUUGACGCGCGCGCAGAAGUUGUUGGAGUGAGACACUUUCAGCUGCCUUUGAUCCGUUUGAUCCGUUCAUUUCUUCGUGACUUUCACAAACUUGCAGCUGACGUGGGGGUCCACCCCCGCGCCCCGCUCAGUCCGUGCGUGGACACCCCCCCGCCGCCGUCUGCAUUGUGUCCGUCAGGUAACUCAACUCCGCUCUGAUGUCACGGGGAGUAACCGACACCGAGCCGCAGGCUGCGGCCGCCGAGCCGACCGGAUCCCCGCCUCUCACCGGACCCGCAUUCCGCCAUGGGGCGAAGAUCCACUGCGGGACAUGGCGCGUUCCCUUCGGAUUAAUUUAAGCGCAGACCGGCGCCGAGCGGCCGCCUCAUAGCGGAGCAGAAGCCCCGCGUUGUUGGACGGUUCUGUCUCCGGAUGUUCCCCGGGAGUUUCUCCGGGCUCCAGUCCGGGGAUGAACGCUGGGAGCGGCGGCCGCAGAGUCUGACAGACAUGGAGAAGCCACGAACGAAGAAGGAGAAGUUCUCUUUUUUUGGAUCCCGCUCCACGAACAGAACCGUCCACCCCCCUUCUGCACCCUCUUCCUGUCCUCUGAAGCCUCCAUCUCCUGUGGGGACGCGGUCCGUCCCUGGAUCUGGUUCUGGUGCCGCCGCCCUGAGCAAGGCUGAAUUUCUGGAGCGUGUGCGGCGCAGUAACCAGGCCUGCCAGAAGGGGGACUUCGCCCUGGCCGUACGUCUGUACUCGGAGGCCCUCGGCGCCGACCCGCAGAACUGCAUCCUGUACAGCAACCGCUCCGCCGCGUACCUGAGGCUGGGCCAGUACAGCACGGCUCUGGACGACGCCAUCAAAGCGCGGCUCAUCAACCCCAAGUGGCCGAAGGCUUAUUUUCGUCAAGGGGUCGCCCUGCAGUACCUGGGUCGCCAUGCCGACGCCCUUGCGGCGUUCGCCUCGGGCCUCGCACAGGACCCCAAGAGCCUCCAGCUGCUGGUGGGGAUGGUGGAGGCGGCGAUGAAGUCCCCGCUCAGAGACGCUCUUGAGUCCACCUACCAGCAGCUGCAGGCGAUGAAGCUGGACAAAAGCCCGUUUGUGGUCGUGUCCGUCAUCGGUCAGGAGCUGCUGACCCACGGCUUCCCUGAGGCUUCGGUCGUUGUCUUGGAGGCGGGGCUCAAGAUCGGCACCUGCUCCCUAAAGCUGCGUGGUUCCGUCUUCUCUGCUCUGAGCUCGGCGUACUGGUCUCUAGGCAACGUGGAGAAGAGCAUGGCUUACAUGCAGCAAGACCUGGAGGUGACAAAGGCCUUAGGUGACCAGUCAGGUGAAUGCCGCGCUCAUGGGAACCUCGGAUCUGCCUUCUUCUCCAAAAGUAAUUAUCGAGAAGCUCUGGCCAAUCACAGAAACCAGCUGGUUCUGGCCAUGAAGCUGAAGAACCGCGAGGCUGCGUCUGGCGCCCUCAGCAGUCUGGGACAUGUAUACACAGCCAUCGGGGACUAUCCUAACGCGCUGGCCAGCCAUAAGCAGUGUGUGUUGUUGGCACGACAGGACCAGUGCCGGCUAACGGAGGCCCGCCAGCUGGGCAACAUGGGUGCUGUGUACACUGCUCUGGGAGACUUCAACAACGCUGUGCAAUGUCAUGAGCAGCACUUGGACAUCGCAAAGAGUCUGGAAAACCGUCGUGAGGAGGCGCGGGCGUACAGCAACCUGGGCAGCGCCCAUCACUCUGAACGGGACUUCGACAAGGCCGUGUCCUACCACACCAGAGUGCUGGAGCUGGGGGAGGAGCUGGCAGACAGGGCCAUCCAGAUGAGGGCUUACGCCGGUCUGGGACACGCCGCCCGGUGCAUGCAGGACUUGGAGCGGGCACAGCAGCACCACCAGAAGCAGCUGGAGAUUGCUGAGGAGCUGCAGGACAGAGCCGCUCAGGGCCGAGCCUCUUCCAACCUGGGAAUCAUCCAUCAGAUGAAGGGCGACUACAACGCGGCACUGAAGCUCCACAAGGCUCACCUGGCCUUCGCUCAGGAGCUGGGAGACUACGCCGCUCAGGGGCGGGCCUAUGGGAACAUGGGGAACGCCUAUCACGCUCUGGGCAUGCACGAGCAGGCGGUGCAGUACCACCGGCAGGAGCUGCAGAUCUCCUUAGAGGUGAACGAUCGCUCGUCACAGGCGUCCACGCAUGGGAACCUCGCCGUGGCCUUCCAGGCGCUGGGCGCCCACGACCGAGCGCUGCAGCACUACCUCCAACACCUGAGCAUCUCACGCCACAUGCGGGACACUCAGAGUGAAGCCAGGGCUUUAGUGAACCUGGGGAACUUCCACAGCUGGAGGGGGGAGUACGCUCAGGCUCUGCCUUACUUCCAGCAGUACCUGGCUCUGGCUCCAGACCUGCAGGACCUGGAAGGAGAAGGAAAAGUUUGUCACAACCUGGGCUAUGCUCACUACUGUCUGGGACAGUACAGAGAUGCCGUCAGGUAUUAUCAGCAGGACUUGGCUUUGGCUAAAGACCUUCAGGACAAACUAGCUCAAGCCACAGCUUACUGUAACCUGGGUCUGGCCUACAAGGCCCUGGGAGAGUUCAGCAAAGCUGAGGAGUGUCAGAGAUCCCUGCUGUCUGCUGCUCAGGCCUUGGACCACACACAGGCGGUUUUCCGAGCGCUCGGGAACCUCGGGGAUGUUUGUGUGUGUCGGGGCGAUCUGCCGGGAGCGGUGAAGUUUUAUCAGCAGCAGCUGACUCUGGCUCAGAAAGCCGGCAGUCGGAGGAUGGAGGGCGACGCCUUCUUGGCGCUUGGAUCAGCUCACAGGCUGCUCCGUCAGUUGGACUCGGCCUUGUCCUUCCACAGUCAGGAGCUGACCAUCCGGAAGGAUCUGGGCGAUCAGCAGGGCGAGUGCCGGGCCCUCGGUCACCUGGCGGCCGUCCACAUGGGGCUGGGGGACUAUGCCACGGCCUUCCAGUGCUAUGAGACCCAGCUGGGCCUGGCACAGGGACUUAGGGACCCCGCUCUGGAGGCCCAGGUCCACGGGAACAUGGGCAUCACCAAGAUGAACAUGGGCGUCUUGGAGGAGGCCAUAGGAUACUUUGAGCAGCAGCUGGCCAUGCUGCAGCAGCUGAGUGGAGCCGAGGGCCUGCUGGACAGGGGGCGGGCCUUCGGGAACCUGGCCGACUGCUAUGACGCUCUGGGAGACUACGAGGAGGCCAUCAAGAACUACGAGAAGUACCUGACGGUGGCUCAGAGCCUCAACCGCGUCCAAGACCAGGAGAAGGCCUACAGGGGACUCGGCAGAGCUCAUAGGUCCGCGGGCAGCCUCCAGCAGGCGCUGGUGUGCCUGGAAAAGCGCCUAGUGGUGGCCCACGAGCUUGGGGGGGAAGGAGGGGGCAAGGCCCAGGCCUACGGGGAGCUGGGGACCUUACACAGCCAGCUGGGAAACUACGAGCAGGCCCUGUCCUGUCUGGAGCAUCAGCUCAACAUCGCACGCUCAGCCGGGGAUCAAUCCCUGGAGGCGGAGGCGAGCGACGCUCUGGGAGGAGUUUAUCGGCUGAUGGCCGACAACGAGACGGCUCUGCAGUGGCACCAGAGGGCGCUGGACAUCGCCGAGCAGACGGGCUGCACCAGGAGCCAGGCGCGGGCCUGCGGGAACCUGGGCCUGACCUACGAGGCUCUGGGGAACUACGAGCGAGCCGUGGUCCUCCAGGAGCAGCACCUGAGCGUGGCGGCGCAGACCAACGAUCUGAUGGCCAAAACUCUGGCCUACGGCAGCCUGGGCAGGACACACCACGCACUGCUGAACUACCCGCAGGCUGUGAUGUACCUGCAGGAAGGUCUUCGUCUGGCGGAGCAGCUGGGCCUGAAAGAAGACGAAGCGAAGAUCCGGCAUGGCCUCGGCCUUUCUCUGUGGGCCGCCGGGAACCUGGAGGACGCUCAGCAUCAGUUGUACAGAGCGUCUGCGUUGUUUGAGAUGAUUCGUAAUGAGACUCAGCACAAUGUGGAGUACAAGCUCUCUCUGUUUGACCUGGAAACCAGCUCAUACCAGGCUCUCCAGAGGGUCCUCGUCAGCCUUGGACGCCAUGACGAGGCGCUGGCGGUCGCCGAGCGAGGGCGAACCCGUGCCUUCGCUGAUCUGCUGGUUGAACGGCAGAAAGGAAGUCGGCAAACAACGAAGGCCGACGCUUACGUUCCAGUGACAGUGGAGCAGAUUCUGGAGACGGUGAACGGUCAGAAGGCCAUGGUCCUCUACUUUUCCCUGGCUGGAGGCUUCCUGUACAGCUGGCUGAUUUCUCCUGGCUCAGGGAUCCUGAAGUUCAACCAGGUCAAUCUGGGCGAGGCUGGACCAGGAGGCUUGGAGGAGUGUGGGGGGAGUCCGCCGUGCUCUCUGGAGCAGUACAUCUACAACGCCAGAGAGGCUCUGGGGGUGGACAGCCACCACAGCAGAGUUUGUUCCAACAGUGAGACGGAGAGCGAAGCCGGAGAUCUUCAGUUUGAGGAGCUCGGCUCCUCCGCCGACCCCACCGGCUACCUCCGCAUGGUGUCCAGAAACAACCUGUUCAACAGGAGCUGUCACAGCGUGACCAGUCUCUCCGGCGCCACGUUCUCUCCCGUGAAAGAUGGAUGUUCUCCUCCUCCAGGCCGACGGAGCGGCACCGGCAAACCUCCGCUGCGAGCGCUGUACGACUUGCUCGUGGCGCCGAUGGAAGGGGGCCUCAUGCACGGCGGCGGGCCUGUCGGCAGGAACAGGCAGCUGGUCCUGGUUCUGGAAGGAGAGUUGUACCUGAUUCCGUUCGCCUUGCUCAAAGGCAGCUCCUCCAACGAGUUCCUGUACGAGCGCUUCGGCCUCAUCGCGGUUCCUUCUCUGGCGGCUCUGGGCGCGGCGGCGAAGCCUCCUCCUCGCCGUGGCGCCCCCCCUCACUGCUCAGACGGAGGCUCGCUGGCGGCGGUGGUGGGGGCUCCUCGACUGCCCCCCAGCAUCAUGGACCGCUGGCUGUGGGGGCCCUUACCCUCCGCUCAGGAAGAAGCCCUGUGGCUGGGGGAGCAGCUGGGGUGUCGCCCCCUGACCGGCGCCAAGGCCACCAAGGAGCGCGUCCUAGCGGCGCUGAGCCAGGCGGAGUGCGUUCACUUCGCCACGCACGUAUCGUGGAAGCUUGCCGCCCUGGUUCUCGCUCCCGCUCCAGAGGUCGCUCAGGGGGAGGGGCCGAGCGGCCGAGCGGAUCAGCGCCACACCGGCUCGUUUCUGAGGAGUGGCGGCGGCGGACUCAGAGUAGCAGAGGAGGGGAGUGAGGACGGGGGAGGCGUGUGUGACGUGGAGAGUGUGUGCGACUCCCCCCCCCUUCAGGACUUCCUCCUCACCGCCGCAGAUGUUCUGGACCUGAACCUGACGGUCAAACUGCUGGUUCUGAGGAUGUUCCCGGAGUCCAGCGGCAGGAUCACGGCCGAUGGCGUGGUGGGGCUGACCCGGGCCUUCCUGGCUGCAGGAGUGCGUUGUGUCUGCGUCUCGCUGUGGCCCGUUCCCGCCGCCGCCUCCAAGCUGUUCACACGCCACUUCUACACAGCCUUACUGGGCGGGGCCAAAGCCAGCGCCGCGCUGACUGAGGCCAUGAAGGCGCUGCAGAGAAGCAAGCAGUUCUCACACCCGUCCAACUGGGCCGGUUACAUGUUGAUCGGCAGCGACGUGAAGCUCAACAGUCCCAUGUCGGUGGUUGGUCAAGCUCUGGCAGAGAUCCUGCAGCACCCGGACCGAGCCAGAGAUGCUCUGAGGGUUCUGCUGCACCUGGUGGAGAAGUCUCUGCAGCGCAUCCACAGCAGACACUGUAACCCCAUGUACACGUCGCAGCAGAGCGUGGACAACAAGGUUGGGGGGGUCCCCGGGUGGCAGGCCCUGCUGGCUGCCGUGGGCUUCCGGUUGGAUGUCUCCUGCGUCGGACUCCCUGCCGCCGUCUUCUUCCCAACGUCGGACCCCGGAGAUCGCCUGCAGCAGUGCAGCUCCACGCUGCAGUCUCUGCUCGGUCUGAGUCCCGCCGCUCUGCAGGCACUCUGUAAGCUGGUGUCCGCGUCCGAAGCUGGAGAGCAGCUGGUUCAGAAGGCGGUUAAGAACGUGGCAGCAAUGCUUCAUCAGGUUCUGGUCCAGCUGCAGUCCGGAGACAAAGAGCAGGACUUCCCGCUGUCCCCCGUCCAGGUGUCCAUCGGCGUGCAGCUCUGGAGGCUCCCGGGCUGCCACGAGUUCCUGGCUGCUCUGGGUUUUGACCUGUGUGAGGUCGGCCAGGAGGAGGUGGUGCUGAAGACGGGGAAGCAGGCCGGCAGGAGGAACCUGCACUUCGCUCUGCAGUCGCUGCUCGCUCUGUUUGAUUCCACGGAGCUUCCCAAACGUCUGAGCAUGGAUAGCUCCUCCUCCCUGGAGUCCCUGUCCUCCUCCCAGUCCACCUCCCAGCCGCAGUCUUUACCCCCCCUGCUCUCUUGUGACCCCCCUCAGCCGCCUUUCGUCCCCCCCGACAGCCUCUCCAGUGACGCCAUCUCCGUCUACAGCCUCAGCUCCCUGGCCUCCUCCCUCAGCUUCCUGUCCCGCCCCGAGCCCGCCGGAAGUGACAUCAUCAGCCAGAACCCGCAUCAGCAGGACCAAGACCGCCACUGUGGGGGGGCCUGCCCCCCCCUUCACCACGGCGGCUCGUUGAGAGGUCGCCUGAGCAGUCAGGGAGGGGAGGAUGAGUAUGAGGGGUUCUCCAUCAUCUGCAGCGAGCCGCUACGGCGAGGAGGGCGGGACAUCCACACGCCAACGGCAGGGCAACAUCAUGGCAGGGGCGGGGUUGGGAGGUCUGCGGGGGGGCGUCCCUUGACCAUUUCCUCCAAGGGGAGCAUCAGCACCCCCACCUCCCCGCUGAAAUCAACCCCGAUGUCCUUAACGGCUCCAAACAGCCCCCCCAUCCAGGAAGUCUCGCCGCCUCAGCAGAGCGGCAAAGGAAAGGCCAGCAGCUCAGAAUCGGACCAGUCCAGCACCGAGACGGACAGCACGGUCAAAUCCCAGGAGAGGGCGGGGCCUGUGGGUCAACUGGACCCCCAGGUUCUGGCCCAGAAGAUCCUGGAGGAGACGCAGAGCCACAUGCAGGCCGUGGAGAGCCUGCAGAAGCGGACAGGAGGCGCCGGGAGACACACCGAGGGGCGGGGAGACGUACACGCCCGCCACGUGUCACGGUCUACGCCCACAACCCCCACCCUCAGCCCCAGAGGGGGGGCGUUUCGGCCGUCAGAGACGAGCGCCUUCAGCAGACCCCACAGCCGGGCGAGUCUGAAGGCGUCCUCCUCUCCUUUGUCCGUGUCCAGCCGUCAUUCGCGGCUCUCCGUCUCCACGCCUCCUCCGGCUCCGCCCAAACCGCCAUCCCGCUCCUCGUCUCUGCAGAAGCUGGGCGGCGGUAGACCUGCUGAGAGGCUCCGCCCCCAUCCACUCUCCCGUUCCUCCGUAUCGUCCACUCCGUCCAUUUCCCCCGAGCCGAAGCACGACUUCAAAUUCAAGGAGACCCAGAACUUCUGGGUCAGCCAGACCCAGGAGGAGCGCAGCCCCCCCCGCCCACUCUGGGGGGAGGGCAAGAAGAUGAGCGCCGUCCAGAAGGAUGUUCUGGGUUUGCUGAGUCUGUCGCCGGGACGCGAUCAGGACAAGAGUAAUGGCGGCAACAGACCCAACGGUCAUCAGACGCCUGAGGCCAAACCGCCCGUACCUCUGACUUCGGCCCCGCCCACAAACUCUAAAGGGAGCGGCUUCAAGUUCCUGAAGCCGGGUCAUUUCUUCCCGUCCUCCAAAUGCUGAGUCUGGCGCUCGUCCUGCUGACUCUGCAGUUUUCCUGAGCUGCUUUUUUAUAGGAUCCUGCUGAAGAGAAGAAAAACUUUCAUACGUUUUUCUACCGGCUUGUUUUUGGGAACGACCUGGAGGUGAGGGCGGAGCCUCCUCCAAACUCUCCAGGGAGGAGUCUGAGCUCAGAGCUGCGUCUCCCUGGAAACGCCCUCAAACCGCCAACCUUUGUGCAAGUUUUGUAGAAAUCAGACUUCAUUUGAUCUUUAUUUGUAAUGAAAAAAUAAAGAAUAUUGUGAAAAUCA